UUCCUCCAAUGCAGUAAGAAUAUCAUUCUCUCCAGCUGCCUCUCUAUUUCCUGAAUUUUCAUUCCUGAAUUUCCGAGUUUUCGCUGAAAAAUCCAACUUCUCUAUACGUUUUUUGAUCAAUCAAGAGAAAAUUCAAGUUGAAUUGAUUCACAGAAAAUGACCCAGAUGGCGAUUUCCCGGAAAGAACACCAAAGAGUCCGGAUUUCGGGUAUCCGACAUCGAAAUCAUGGUUUUUUCUAGUAUGAUUGAUGUUUCUGCGAUCUGGAUCAUCGUUUCCGCGUUGAAUUAUGGAUUCUGCUGAGGUCCCGAUCGGCGGGCCGCGGGGAGCCGAGCGCCUGCAAUUAGGGCCACUGAUUGAAGCGGGCGCAGCUGAAGGAAUGGCGAUGAAGACGCCCGAUAGGAGUAAGAGGGACGAGUGGAGCGAAGGUGGAGUCCUGAGCUUGUUGGAAGUGUACGAAUCGAAAUGGCUAAUCCGGAACCGGGCUAAGCUGAAAGGAAGCGAUUGGGAGGACAUCGCGCGGCGAGUCUCAGAUCGGAGUAGUGGGACUAAGGCUUUAAAGACUCCUAACCAGUGUAAGAACAAGAUAGAAUCGAUGAAGAAACGAUACAGGGCUGAGUCGCCGGGUUCUUCUUGGCAAUUCUACGCUCGUAUGGAUAGUUUGUUGAAAGGGACUUGUAAUUCUCAAGCUAAGGGUGAUGCUGGGUGUGUGAAUGGGGCAGGUGAAUCAGGCCCGCAAGCGUUGCCGAAGGUGGAAACAGGCGAUUCGGAGCAUGUUCUGAGGCAGGCACCUGACGAAUCCCGUCCUCAGGAAAUUGGGAAGAACACCCAAAUCCUUGAUGUGGCCAAUGUAGAGGUGGUGGGCCAUGCACAGGACAGCGAUCGGGAUGGUGGGUCGAACACGUUGGGCAAUGAUAGGAAGGAAAGUAAGGGUAUGGAUAGUGAUGUCAGUACGCCGAGAAGCAAGGUCCCGAAUGCCGCUGACGGGUUGGGGAAAGCCGAUCCGAUCAAGCGUAGGAAGAGGUCAGCUGGCGAUGUGGCGGAGAGUAUCAGAAUGCUGGCUAAUUCGGUAUUGAAGAUCGAGCAGACACGGAUGGAAAUGUACAAGGACAUGGAGCGGAUGAGGGCGGAGGCAGAGAUCAGGCGGGCCGAGAUGGAACUUAAGAGGACAGAAAUAAUUGCAAACACCCAAUUGCAGAUUGCUAAGCUUUUAUCCAAUAGAUCGCCGAAUCAGAGCAAUAGAAGCGGGGCUUCGUCUUUGAGAACAGAACCAAGCAUGUCACUGACUGUUCCUAUGAAUGCUGACAGAAGGAAAGGUUGAUUGAUUUCUCCAAAUGGAUCGCUUCUGGAUUGCUGAUUGGACAUCAACUUGUUGUGUCGUCACACGUGUAACAUGUAUCAAUUCAGUUUUCGAUUUUUAGUAUGUGUUUAUUGAUAAGAACAUAGUUUCUUGUAUGGUUUUAGUAGCGAUAAAACUAUCUUAGAUUGUAAUUAGCAGUCAGGUGGGCCGCAAAACAAGGAUGCACAAAGUCAAGUAGCAGGUAUUAUUAUUGCCGGACCUGCAAUCUUCCAAGGUCACUCACACUUGUGUUUGAGAGCCAGGCUGUUCACCGGGCGGGCCAAUCGUGCACGUCGAAUGUGGACCUGGUCAGUUUCUUUUAACCAUCCUUUUUUCUUUUUUUUCCCUUUUUCAUUGUGUUAAGGGAGUAAGUGUCAAACUACAGUUAUGUUACUUUGAA
Molecule: messenger RNA, 1737 nt
Organism: Magnolia sinica
Lineage: Eukaryota; Viridiplantae; Streptophyta; Magnoliopsida; Magnoliales; Magnoliaceae
Product: trihelix transcription factor ENAP2-like
Exons: 2
Coding region: 288-1319 (343 amino acids)
Cellular component (GO): nucleus
Molecular function (GO): transcription cis-regulatory region binding
Source: RefSeq, a predicted model, not a curated record